Protopolystoma xenopodis is the source of this 312-nucleotide messenger RNA. Lineage: Eukaryota; Metazoa; Platyhelminthes; Monogenea; Polystomatidea; Polystomatidae. The record is from the annotation of a GenBank genome assembly.
AUGUUCACCCGUCGAGUGGGUGGCCCUCGUGUCUGUGCCAGAGCCUCUGGCCUAUACAAAGGACGAGCUCUGGUCGUAUGUUGUGCUCAGUGGUCGUUUGUCUGCAGGUUGGGCACUCCGAGUUAUCGGGCCGGCAUCGAAGCAGGCAACGGGCGGGGGGUGCUUGCUCGAGGCCUGACAACAUUAGCGAGCUCGAGGCAUGUGUGUCCGUUUGCCAAAACAGUUGUCUACCGUCCGAACGGGCCGCCGACAAUAUCGGGCAGGUUGAAAAACAUGCGCAAUCCUCCGUUCUCACGCACGCCUGAAAGAUGA